UAAUAAUAACAAAAAAAGGAAAAUAAAGCUGGGUGGGUUUUAUAAUAGUUACGGUGAACUUGGUCGCAUUGGAUAAUUUUGUGAUUGUUCUUCUUGGGCGGACCAAUAAAAGCCUCUCUUUUGAAUCACCCACAGAUCUAUCGCCUCUCUUCACUCGUGCCUCCCAGAAUUUUGUUUCCCGUUGAUAAAGGGUUUAUCAUUGGUGGAUGAUUAGUGAAACUUUUUAAGGAGAUAAUAGUUUACUAGAUUUAGUUAAAAAUGGCAGCUUCAAGCGGCUCUGGUUUGGAAGCUGAAGAGGGGGAAAUAAGUAUAGACAUGGAGGAAGACAUGGAUCUAACAGAAGAUGAUUUCAGAAAUGUGUCUGGCCAGUUUUCAGGGGAAGCAUCGAUAGUGGAGGUUCGGGAUGCUGUCAAUGUCAGUGUUGAAACCGUUAAAGUGGAUGUUAGCUCUAAAUCUGGUGUUAAAAGACCUAGAACAAUCUCUCUGGAACAGCAACCUUCGGUCCAUGUUACUUAUAAACACUUAACAAGAAAUAGUAAGCAGAAGCUGGAAAGUUUAUUACAGCAAUGGUCAGAAUGGGAGGCAGAACAAAAUUCCUUCUCUGAGGAUCAAGAACAAGUACUAGAAUCUGGUGAUGAGACAUACUUUCCUGCUUUACGUGUGGGAUUGCAGAAGACAUCAUCUGUAUCAUUUUGGUUUGACUACCAAACUGGUCACAGUUCUUCGAAGAAGUCUGUUCCAGUGGAAAGUAGCACUACUCCUCUUUAUAAUCGUGGAUUUACAAUUGGUUUAGAUUCAGCUGGUGGUUCAAAUAACAUGGAAGGAGGCUUGGAGAUUAUUGAUGAUCCUCCACGUUGCUUCAAUUGUGGUGCAUACAGUCAUUCCAUUAGAGAAUGUCCAAAGCCUUUUGAUCGAUCAGCAGUUAGUAAUGCUCGGAGGGAACAUAAAAGCAAAAGAAACCAGACUUCUGGAUCCCGUCUACCGUCCCGAUAUUAUCAAAGCCCUCAAGGUGGAAAAUAUGAUGGCUUGAAGCCUGGCUCACUUGAUGCAGAGACGCGUAAACUUCUUGGUCUAAAGGAACUCGAUCCUCCUCCAUGGCUUAACAGAAUGCGAGAGAUUGGAUAUCCACCAGGAUAUUUGGGUGUAGAAGACAACGAUGAUCUCUCGGGAAUCACUAUAUUUGGUGAGGAAGAGACUAAAGAAGAGGAAGAAGUUAAGACUGAGGAAGGUGAAAUCUUGGAAGAAAAAGCAAGCCCUCAAGAGCCAAGAAGGAUAAUGACAGUUGGGUUUCCCGGGAUUAACGCACCCAUACCAGAAAACGCAGAUUCAUGGCUAUGGGAACAGAGGAAUAACACAGGGCAUACUUAUUAUCAUGAUCACCUUCGACCACAAAAUUAUGGAUAUGAGAUGGGCCCUCUAGGUAUUCAACUGUCUUCGAGCUUUCCUCCAAGGUAUGGCAUUAGAUAUGAUCAUGGGUUCGGUUUAUGACCAAUAAGCCCGGGAUCCGAAAGAGUUAAGAUCCAUUUAGUUUUAGCAGCAGAAGGUGAAUUCAUUAGUGAGUGUGGGAUGUAUAAUAACGUUAUUAAGUUGUUUUAGAUCUAGCAUCGGUAUCCAAGUUUUGCUCGAAGCGCCCGAUUAAUCUAGUGGUCAGCAGAUCCAUUAGUUAAAGAGUUACCCCCUAAGCCAAUUACUGUUAUAACAUUCAAGCUUAAGCCAAGUGGUCUAUGCUCAGUUUUUGUUCAAUCGGAAUCGAACCUUAACGUCCUUAGCCUUAAAACUUGUAACAUGUCCGUCCAUCAAUGUACAAGAUUUUUUGUUUUUGUUU
Messenger RNA from Arabidopsis lyrata subsp. lyrata, 1825 nucleotides. Its product is annotated as zinc finger CCHC domain-containing protein 8. The coding region runs from base 259 to 1488 and encodes 409 amino acids. The transcript has 10 exons. Gene Ontology annotation, cellular component: catalytic step 2 spliceosome. The record is from RefSeq and is a predicted model, not a curated record. Lineage: Eukaryota; Viridiplantae; Streptophyta; Magnoliopsida; Brassicales; Brassicaceae. Gene Ontology annotation, molecular function: RNA binding; zinc ion binding.